GGGGCAGUGAUGCGCUAAACGUGCCGCAAAUCAAAACGAAGAAGAAGAAGUUGAGCAACGGCAGCGUCGGCCUAUUUCACUUUAGCUAAGGCCGGUUUAAAAUGUGGUAACCUUUGUAUUGUUACAUCAGUAUAGAGGCUCUAGCCAUGGAGGAAGACAAUUCAUCUGUGACAGAUCACUCCUCGGACGAAAGUGCAAAACCCUUCGACAUUGAGUACAUCGUCGAAUCUGAUCCCGACGAUGACUCUGAGCCAGAGGAUGACAAAAAUCCCAAGAAAAAGUCACGCACUGGCCACCCUUGCACCGUUUGCAACAAAAUAUUUGACAGGCUUUCCAAGCUAACCAGGCACGCGACUGUACACACAAGGCCAAGGACCUUAAAGACUCGCUAUCAGUGCAUGCAUUGCGAGAAGACUUUCACAGAAGAGGAGAAGAUGUUACGACACCAAGAUAAUCACAACCGGACAAAGGAGCACCCGUGCCCCGACUGCGGGAAAGUGUUCGGUAAACCUUCCAGGUUAGAGCGGCAUCGACGCAUCCACGCCAGGAAACCGAAGGUUCCCCACCAGUGCUCCUUCUGCGCCAAGACGUUCGAUAAACUUUACAGGCUCAUUCGCCAUGAGCGAAUGCACACCGGCGAGAGACCUUUCACCUGCUCCUUCUGCGGCAAGGGAUUUGCCGAGAUGGGUCACUGCAAAGCUCACGAGAAGAUCCACCAGGAGAAUCCGGAGAAGCCUCACCGCUGCCCCGACUGCGACAUGUCCUUCUUCAAGGCCUCGGAACUCGGUCGGCACCAGCGCUCGCAUACCGGGGAGAAACCGUUUCAGUGCAGCGAAUGCGACAGCACCUUUGCCCGAUCCGAGAGUCUGAAGAGACACAUGAGGAGCCACACGGGGGAGCGGCCGUACGUCUGCUUGACUUGCGGCAAGGGAUUUUACUCCCGUCAGGAUUUAAACAUUCACUUACUGAUUCACUCGGGGGAGAAGCCCCACGUUUGUCCCAUUUGUGGCAAAGGCUUUUCGCAGCUGGGCAACAUGAAAGAGCACGAGAAGAACGUCCACGUCAGGUCGGAGAAGUAUGACUGCAACGAAUGUGGGGCCACUUUCACUCGCUACAAGUCGCUGAACCUGCACCAGCGGGUGCACACUGGAGAGAGGCCGUACCUGUGCCUGCCGUGUGGGCGUACCUUUUCCUGGAGCCACUGCCUGAGCAGACACCGCAGGACUCACGCUCACAAGCAGAUGUUGAGAGAUGCGGCUAAAGGCCUCCAAGAUUUUCCAAACCUUGCUCAGGAUCAGUGCAGUUGAACACUUGGCAGCUACUAGCCUUGCUAUACUGCUGCCAUACACGCAUUAAUUUUUUUGCUGGCUUCACUCACGAUACGAGGUUCAGGGGCGGUGACUGUUCAACUGCCAUAUUAUGUCAAGAUGUCAGGGCAAUUUAGUCGCAUCUUUUUUUGCAAACACACACACGGAAACUUCGGGACCUUCUUUCGGUGAUGUCCGAACUUGUGUUCGGAACUGAGCGCCGAGUUCCUUUGUGAAAUCACACAGUAAAAACAAUCAGCAGUUGGAUGGAGACCCCUGUGAUUCCCUCCAAUCAUACCAAUCAAGGCCAUUCGGGAAGCUUUAUGUGGGACGGGUUCCAGCAUUACAGCGCCACUGUGCACAGUGCAAGUCGGGAUUGAAAUUUGACUGUUGUACGCGUUACCUGAGACACGUUGCCUAAUGUGAGCAUGACCCUACAUAUACUUUUGAAAUUCAUUUUGAUUGCAUAAAACGAUUCAGGAAGUGUUUUCUCCACAUUACAGUAGAUCUGAGCGGCACCGCAUGAUCGCCUUUAGUUGAAACACACAGCCUAGCAAAUCGGGAUAUCGCUGCAACUGUGUCGCUUUUACACAACAAGUCAGGCAUUGCGAUGUGGCACAUCAGAGUCCGGCCUGACGUAUGAAAUACUUUUAGAACUUCGACAGUUGUUUUCAACACAGAGGGGCGGGAGAAGUUAGUCAAGUGUUUCUGCAAAGAAAUGUCGUUCUUAAUGGGUCGUUAAAAGAUCCUGUAGAGUGAAAUCAGAUUUGUUUUCUCAAUACAUUAUACACAUUUAAAGAUAAUUGCCGGAAACAUGCAAAGACGACAAACUGUCCAUCUGUCCAUUGAUUCUCUCGACCACUUAUCACUACGCUAUUCAGCCCUGAAUUGUGGAGAUAGUGUGAAACUGUUCGACACUCAUUCAGCUUUUUGGAUUUUGGGCUUGGUUAUCCGUCUAGAGCCCCCUCCCUCACCUCCACUGGACAAGAACUUGGUGCCCUGGUUAGCACCAGUGGUUAUCCAGCAUCAUUACAAGUUUUUACCAAGCCAAUUUCUACCCCUCCAGCAUUCAGUCAUAAGAUAAGAUAACCUUUAUUUGUCCCACACUGUGGAAAUUUGCAGUCGACAGCAGCAAAAUCGGAGGGAAGAAAAAAGUUAGCUAGCUAACCAACCCCCCCCCCCCCCCGAAAAAAAAUCUUAAUGGACACCGCUGUUUACAGAACAGCUCAAUAUUGUAAGUGAAAUGCUCAAGUGAGGUGGAGGAGAUGUGGAGGCCCGUUAGCUUGUUAGCUUGCUAAUAAGCUGGUGGGUAGCACCUGUCUGAACCAACCACCAGUGGAUUUAUGAGGUUAUAUUUUAACCUGGCGGGAUGUGAGGCAUUAGAAAGAUGCCAAGGGGGAUAGGAUCCAUUUCCCAAUGGUGCAUUUAUAUUAUUUUUUCCCCCCUUUGAAUUUGGCAAGGUUCCUCUCUCCGGUGUGUCAAUUUUAGAACAGAACUUUUUUUUUCACUUUACAAGGACUUCUAAGUCGGAACCUGAGACUCGAAGACUGAGAAGCAAUGAUGAACCACUAAGCUGUCGUUAAAUGUCGUCCCAGAACACCGUGUGCUUGGGUGCUACAGUUCACUUUUCCCUGAAGUCUGGAUGACGUUAGAGCGGCGAAUAACCAACAAUGAACAGCAAAUUGUGUCUAGACAAGAGAGAGAUGAUAACAGACACACAGCACAGUCUGAAAAUUGGAAUUGAAUCAAUAAUUUGUUGCAUAUGUCAAGACAACUGGACUGGCCUCUAAGGAUAAAAGUAUAUGAAUAUGUAGUAUGUUAAAUAUUUUAGAUAUUAGCAAUGUUAUUUCUUUGUUUGAACAGUAGAGGGCAGAGUUUAGCUAUUGACUUUUGAAAGCAACACAACGUUCUCAAAAUAUUUUACUUUUUAUCAAUUUAGCUUUGCUUGAAAGACCAGAAGUACGGGAUUCCAAUUAUAACAUUUUAACACUGCCAUUGCUGUGAAGGUAAUCAAUUUAAAUUGGGACGAGUUUUAUGCUACAUUGCCUCAGCUUACAUUCCUUGCUCUAAAUAUAUUGUUUAACCACUUGUACAGCACUUUGUAUGCAGCGAUGGCUGUUUGAAAGUGCUCUAUAAAUACUGUUGACUUGACUUGACUUGACUUCAAUCUAUCAAGACAUCAAGAUACUUGAGUAACUCGUCUAAAAUAUCAAUAAAUCUGGUAUUUCUGGUCAUGUCAUUUUCAAAAAAUAAAACGGUCACGACAUCAUUGGAUAUUAGAAUAGCAUCAUGCAGAUACAUUGUAUUGAAUAAAUCAAAUGGGGGGG
Molecule: messenger RNA, 3634 nt
Organism: Hippocampus zosterae (dwarf seahorse)
Lineage: Eukaryota; Metazoa; Chordata; Actinopteri; Syngnathiformes; Syngnathidae
Product: zinc finger protein 239-like
Exons: 3
Coding region: 147-1307 (386 amino acids)
Biological process (GO): regulation of transcription by RNA polymerase II
Molecular function (GO): DNA-binding transcription factor activity, RNA polymerase II-specific; RNA polymerase II cis-regulatory region sequence-specific DNA binding
Source: RefSeq, a predicted model, not a curated record